Ooceraea biroi (clonal raider ant) is the source of this 2893-nucleotide messenger RNA. RefSeq names its product lysocardiolipin acyltransferase 1. Gene Ontology annotation, cellular component: endomembrane system; endoplasmic reticulum. Gene Ontology annotation, biological process: phosphatidylinositol acyl-chain remodeling. Gene Ontology annotation, molecular function: acyltransferase activity. NCBI's taxonomy places the organism in Eukaryota, Metazoa, Arthropoda, Insecta, Hymenoptera, Formicidae. The record is from RefSeq and is a predicted model, not a curated record.
CACAGCAUCCUCCAACCCAGUAGUACGGAGAGAUUGGAUGGCGAAUGAGGGUGAAAGGAGUGGCUGGGGAGAAGCCCCUCUAACAAAACCGGGAGGAAGCCAGUGAAGACAGUGUUUCACAAGGAAACAGUUAAGAUCUAAUGUCCGUUAAAGAUAUCCAUCCCUUAGAGUGUAAUGCAUAGAUUUGUACGUGGUAUAUUAUACUGUGCUCUGUGGUAUGGUAGUAUAGUAGCAGGCUUUUUAUUUAUCGCCUGUCCGCUUUUACCGCUAUUAUUAAUCAGUCCAUCAAAAUUCCGAAAAUGCGGAGAUCUAUUAUUUUCGUGCUGGGAACUCUAUCCUACCGCCCUGUUGAACGCGUUGGGUGUGAAAAUCUAUGUAUCUGGUGAUCAUAUAUCGCCCCAUGAAUCGGCCGUGCUUAUAAUGAAUCACAGGACAAGGGUAGAUUGGAAUUUUCUAUGGGCAGCAAUGUAUCAAGCGUGCAUGCCCAGUGUAGCCUGUCACAAAUUAAAAUUCAUUUUAAAGGAUCCUAUACGACACAUUCCCGGUCCAGGAUGGAUAAUGCAAAUGAAUGGCUUCCUUUACAUAACACGACGCUGGGAGGAAGAUCGAGGCCGAUUAUCACGUACUCUCGAUUAUUUGGUUGCGUUGGAUAAUCGUACGCAAUUGUUGAUAUUUCCGGAGGGCACUGAUUUAACGGAGAGCAGUAAGGAAAAGUCGGACAGAUACGCCAUGCAACAUCAUUUACCACUGUAUACUUAUACCCUACAUCCGAAAACGACGGGCUUCGCUUAUUUGGUGCAACAUCUUCAACGCGCGAGUUUCCUGGAUGCUGUGUAUGAUUUAACGAUAGCGUAUCCAGACUACAUACCCCAAUCCGAAACCGACUUAAUUAAGGGAAAAUUCCCGGACGAAGUACAUUUCCACAUAAAGCGGAUAUCGUUUGCGGAUAUACCAGCGCACGAUUUGACUUUACGGAAGUGGCUGGAGAACAGAUGGUCUGACAAGGAGGUAAUAUUAAAGCAAUUCUACGAGCGCAAAGCGUUCUCCGCUGAGAUUUGGCCGAUGGCAAAAAUACUACCGCUGCGAAUCGCGUUUGGAUUCUGGAGUAUAUUGACAGGGAUAACGGUAUUCUCACUCAUUGUCUCUCCGAUCUUCCAAUUAUGGGCUUUGUUUAAUGCAAUAUUGUUUAUCGGGUUGUCGAUUUUUAAUACUAGUUUCAGUCAACUUGAGAUGGGUUGGUAUUGGCGAUGGAAGAGUCCUUCUCGAAUUAAACGAAGUAGUUAGUCUCGAGGACAUAUUUUUUUAAGUUUGUUAGGAAAGUUUUUCCGAAAUUGUAGUUCUUUGUCUCUGUGAUAACGUACUGUAUAUAAAACCGUGAAACUAGAAGAAAGAUAUAAUUUUAAAAGCCUUGUGCAAUAUUCACGUUUCAAUGUAGUUGUAAUAUAUUGCACUGUUAUAUUUCUUUACAUUUAUGAUAUGUCUUGAUGUCUGAUAGAGUGUUCAAAAAUGCAAUAAUAGGUCUAGGUCCUACGAAUAUAUAAUUUUGUGGUAGUAAAAGAUCUCUUACAGUAUUAAUACAAAACAUUUGAGUAUUACGAUUUUGUAAUAAUAAGUUUCGAAUAACAGAUAAUGAUAUAUGUAUAAUAUAUCGGUAUAUAGAGAGAACUGUUAUUAAACUUAGUUUAACUUUUAAUUCGUGUGUUGUAAAUAAUCGCAUAUUUAUCAUAGCAUUCUUCUUAAGAAAAGUUGUAUAAGAAAUUCUCUCUAAUUAUGAAAUGAUUUAAAUAUGUCAAACUAAAAGCAUAUUUUUAAGAGAAUUAUUAGACGCGUGCAAAAGUUUUAGUCAUUUUUUGCAUAUUUUCACAUUAGAUAUAUAAUAUAUGCAACACAACUCCGUCAUCAAAAUACUUGUCCUCGUUUUUUACGAUUUUCUGCCAUCUCUCAGGUAAAUUUCAGAUUCCUUUGCAAAAAAGUGUUUUCGUAUCUCAGCCACAUCUCGAAAGUACUUUCCAAUUAAAAAGUACUGCAGUAAUUGGAAUAAGUUAAUUGUAAUUCGAAAACGCUCCAAGUUCAAUGAACACGCUGCAUGCGGAAUUCAACUCAAGUCCAAAAUAGUUUGCUGAACACCAAAAGCAUAAAUAACUUUUCAUUGCUCAUUGCGUUCACUAUUGUUUUGCGAAGUUAUGUUUAUCGUUAAAUCAUGACAUAUGUCGUUUUACAAACUUUAUCAAAUCUUCAAAAAAUGUAAAAAAGAGAGAAUUUAUUAGAAGUUUAAAUAAUUAUAUUAAAAUGCUGAAAAAAAACUAAAACUUUUAUACAUGCACAUAAAUAUAGCUCAUAUAAUUAUCUGUAUUUGUAAAACACAUAGUGUGUAUAAACUUUGUAAACCACGUUGUGUACCAGCUUCUUAAAACUUGUGUUUUUAAGAAGAUAAUAACAGUUUGAACUAGUUCUUAUUACAGUAAAUUUUCGAUAAAUGUUGAUAUAUACAUGAAUGGAAUAUUGAUAAACAUAUUGAUUUAAGAUGAUAUUAACUACAGUUUUCUAUAAAUUUUCCGUAAUAAUAAAAAGACAAAAAAAUAAAUUUCUUCGUGCAUUUUGUAAUCGUUUUUUCUAUGUAAUUUCUGUAUCAGUAUUUAGGAGCUAUAUUGUGUGUCACUGAUCACUAUAUGUACCUCUUAUUACUUUUUGAAUUAUAUGUUAUUACACAAGAUCUAGAAUGCAGAUUUUGCAAAUAUUUAAUAAUGUAAAACAAUUAUGAGCGCAGUGUAGAAUUGUGCAAAUUUAUAUAGUUUAUAGUAGAAAUAUGUACAUAUAUGUUAGGAAAUACUUUUUUUUUUAGACUUUGUGAUAAAAAAUAUAGAUUACCUAUUAAAUGAUUUCGAACAAAAAA